AUGGGUACAGCCGACGGUGGUAUUACGCCGCCCUUGAUGGAAGUUCAGGAUCAAUUUCUCGAGGACAACGCUUCUAAACCAGUUGGAAUUAUCGCAUACUCAUCAGAACUAGCGUUUAGUGCAUUGCUUUUGGGUGCCAUGUACCGUAAUGACAUAGUUUUGCUUCGUGUAUAUAUGUACUACGUCGUGGUGACCAUCGUCACUUCAAUCCUGGUGUAUUCUAUGGUGAUAGCGGCUGUCUCUCUCCUUACAAAGAUGGUCAUUAUUGGAAAUAUGGUUUACAAUGGCUACGUUAUAUUAUUGGUGAGAAGCGCUAUCGUCGAAAUAAAAGAAAAUAGCACAUCCGAAAAAAAUGGUCACGUGACUUUAUAUUCUGUGGCGAAGUUUCAAUGUGACGAAGAAAAAAUCGAUAUUGGAAAUAUAUCUGAACCUUCGAAACCUAUUGAGAGUUUACCGAAAGAAGAAAAUAUAGUAAAAGAAGAGGAUAGUAUUGAAAAACAUGAAAAUAAAACUCCACAAAAAUUGGAAACAGUCACCGAAAAUCCUAAAGAGGAAUAA
This is a messenger RNA of Danaus chrysippus (African queen), 558 nucleotides long. The record is from the annotation of a GenBank genome assembly. NCBI's taxonomy places the organism in Eukaryota, Metazoa, Arthropoda, Insecta, Lepidoptera, Nymphalidae.